Messenger RNA from Silurus meridionalis, 4428 nucleotides. RefSeq names its product transcriptional repressor p66-beta-like. Lineage: Eukaryota; Metazoa; Chordata; Actinopteri; Siluriformes; Siluridae. Gene Ontology annotation, biological process: negative regulation of transcription by RNA polymerase II. Gene Ontology annotation, cellular component: NuRD complex. The record is from RefSeq and is a predicted model, not a curated record. Gene Ontology annotation, molecular function: sequence-specific DNA binding.
UGUGUGUGUGUGUGUGUGUGUGUGUGUGUGUGUGCGUGCAAGGGGAGGGGGGAGUAUAAGGCUAACAAAGGAUCUACACACAUUGGCAUGACUUAGGCUUCCGUGUGGAUGUUUCUUUGUGUGUGUGUCUAUAGCAGUAAUGUAAUUCAGACUUGUGCAAUCUGACUUUUAAAGCUUAAUCAGUCUGUAGCUGUACUUCUUUCUUUUAUUCCAACCACACACACAUACACACACACACUUUGCACAUAUUUAAUUGCCUUAGCUGGAUAGCGACUCUACUUUCCAACUCUGAAUGACUGAAGAUCAGGAGAGAUGGCUAAUUCAUGCAUAUAUAAGUGUAUAAGAAUGGACCGUAUGAGUGAGGAGGCAUUGCGGCUGAACCUGCUAAAGCGAGGCCUAGAGCCAGCAGAAGAGCGCAGCCGAGCUCAUGAUGACAUCCUGUCCAAAAGGCUGAAAAUGGAGGGUCAUGAGGCCAUGGAGAGACUGAAAAUGCUCGCACUGCUCAAACGUAAGGACCUGAGUAGCCUGGAGAGCGGCUCUGGCUCACUGGGGGAUCUCCGAGCCUCUGGAGCCAGCAGCCAUGCUGCGUUACAGAGCUACACUGCUUACGAGGAGAAGCUGAACGGCAGCCUGAGGACGCCAGCUGUGUCCCACUCUCUUAUGGGGCGCAGCGGGAAAGAGAACAUCAGCGAUGAGCCAGUGGAUAUGAGUGCCAAGAGGAGUGUAGUGGACAGAGAGCGUCACACUCCUUCUCCGGACGUGAUCGUCUUAUCUGACAACGAAGCAUCAAGUCCCAAAGGAGCAGGCAGAGAGGAGAAAGUGAAGCCUGUAAACCUGGACAUGUUCAAGGGGAAGAGUAUAGCUGAGCGGCAACGAGUGAUUAAAGCUUUAAGAGAGGAACUGAGACUAGAGGAGGCUCGCCUUGUUCUGCUAAAGAAACUCAGACAGUCUCAACUACAGAAGGAGAAUCUCACCCACAAGGUAUCAGUGGUGCAGAGCAGUUCUUCAUCCAUUCAUCCCUCAGCCCACAGCUCUCAGUCUAGCACCAAGCUACCCAUCAGAUCUGGCCACACACACCACAGUGGCGAUGCCCAGAACCUCCGUGCUGUACAGGGUCAGAGUGUGAUCCGGUCUCCAGCCAGUGCCUCCAUUUCACAGAUGAUGAUGUCACAGCGAGUGGUUGCUCCAAGCCCAGGGCAGCUACAGGGCCACAGAGUUUCAGGCAAACUGGGCAGCAUGCGUACAUCCACAGCCAGCAUUAACAGCACUGUCAGCUAUCAGCAGGCCUCUAGUCAGCAGGUGUCCGUCCCCCAGCGAUCCAGCUCAUCCUCUAUCUACAUGAACCUGGCACACAUGCAGGCAGUGGGUGUGACUGGGAUGACAGGUGGAGUGGGAGUGGCUGGUGUGACAGGUGGUGUGGGUGUUUCUGGGGUGGGCACUUCCUCAUCUAGUUCUGUGCAAGAUGUGGCCAGCAGUCAGGCUGCAGCCAAACUGGCUCUGCGCAAACAACUGGAGAAAACCCUACUGGAGAUCCCACUGCCUAAGCCACCUGCGCCUCUCCUCUACUUCCUGCCCUCAGCCGCCAACUCUGAGUUCAUCUACCUCCUGGGCCUAGAGGAGGUGGUGCAAAGUGUCCUUGACAGCCAGGGAAAGCUGUGUGGGACAGCAGGUCAUCUAGAGCCCUUUGCUUGUGCUCAGUGUAAAACUGACUUUACUCCUCACUGGAAGCAGGAGAGCGGACGCAUCCUUUGUGAAACGUGCAUGACGUCCAAUCAGAAGAAGGCUCUGAAAGCCGAACACACUAACAGGCUAAAGAACGCCUUUGUGAAGGCCCUGCAGCAAGAGCAGGAGAUUGAGCAGAGACUACAGCAACAAGCUGCAAUGUCCACCAGUUCUACAGUGUCUGCAGCUAGUGUGAGCAAGGCUGAGUCCAUGAUGAGGCACCACAACAUCAGACAGGCAUCCUCUGCACAAGUUGCUCAGUCCCAGGUGUCGGUGCAGCGCAGUGUGUCAGCUGCAGGCUCUGGGUCAGCACGCGGUGUUCUAUCCAACUUCGCACAAGCGUCUCAGCUCGCUUUACCUGGCACUAUAAUGGGCAUGUCCAGCAAACACUGCUCUACCUCCAGCAGCCGGUCACAGCAUGACAGCCGACAUCAGUUGUAUGGCAUUCCUGGAGUCAACAUUGCUUACCUGAGCUCUGGUAAUGUUGGAGGUCAUAAAUCGUCUAGUUUAGCAGACAGACAGCGAGAGUACCUGCUGGACAUGAUUCCUCCACGCUCCAUAUCCCAGUCCAUUACUGGACAGAAAUAGGCCUUCACUCUCACACUUAACCCCCUAACCCCAAUACAUGCACACAAAAAACCAACUCAUGACAAGCUCACUUACAUAUGCUCCAUCUCUCUCUUUUUCUCAGAUGAGCACACACACACACACACACACACACACACACACACACACUUUCACAUAUCCUGCCACGUCUCCUCGUCCUUGUUGCAUGCAGUGCCUGUCAGUCUGCUUACCAGCUACUCUUUCUGUGUAACACAAUCAGUGACUGUAUGUGGUGAAUUUCACCAAUAAACUGCAGUCACUUUCUGCAAGUAUGCAAUUCCUUCUCAACAAUGCUUAACCCCUACAGUCUUCGUCACUCAGAAUAUGUGUGGACGUUUUGUACAUUAAUGCACUUUCCGGUGAGAAUGUGUUUUUCAUUUUGCUGUUAAAAUCUCUAAUUUGUCGAGGGUAGUGGCACCAUAGAGCGAGAGAGAGAAGCUCUUGGUUGGAUGAAGGAAUUGAAUUGAAAUGGACAGGUUUUUUUUUCUUCGUCUGAAAGCAACUGUGUUUUUAAGAAGAUGGGAUUUAAAUGAAGAAUUAUAUGACUAUGUGGAGAGCUUUGAUUUUGGCUGCAUUUAACUGAUUGCAAUACCUACUCCCCAUUACUCCCCAUCUCCUAAAUACCUUUUCUGUGAGGUUUUUCUGUGCAAACAUCCUUCAGUGGCUUUUUAGGUCUUUUGUUGUUUGGUUCUUUCCCCAACUAAGACAAGCCUGUGGGUGAGCUAUAUCACAUUAAGCAUUCAGCCCUGUGAAGUCACAUUUACUAACCCCUUUUCGAAUCCCAUACAUGCACAUGCUUUGCAAAAGAUCACGUGGUGGUGUAUCAUUUAUUUUUUGGUGCUCUACCUGAAUUAGUCUUUUUUUUUCUCUUCUCAUCAAAUGGGAAAUGAUCAGAAUGACUUUUAUGACAGUCCACUUUUGACUUUAAACAUAUAAGGUACUUAUAGUGCGAAGUAUUGAAGUUUAAAGGUGCUGUUUGUCAGAUUUUCUUCUGUUCAUCAUACUGAGCUGAAGAACUUCUCAUACACUGCCCCUUUAAGUGAACAGUGCAAUAUUGGGCAAGAAGUGUUUUUUCCUUUCUUUUUUCUUUUUUUUGUAAUGAAGUGACUGAAAAUGAAAGGUCCUGCACCACAAUGGAUAAUAUCUGUUCCGCAUUUCUCUAUUAAACAUGUAUCUUUGUUUAUUCAUCUUUUGUAAAAUAUGUACAGUAUAGUAUGUUCCCUUUUUUAUUUCAUUAUACCAUGUGCCCCAAUGUGUGUCUGUUGUUUAAAAAAAAUCUUCAUAUCUGUAAAGCUGAUUUUUAAAAAAGAAUUUCUUAUGAAAUACCUGUAAAAAUUCUUUUAGAAAUUUAAGCCAUUUUCCCUCCUUGUUUCAUUUGCUUCCUUUCUCUUACUUUACUUGAAAGCUGGUCAAGGUUUUAUGAAUAUUAAGCUUAUAACAAGUAUUACAAAUACUUAUUUGCAUGAGGAGAUGUAUUCUUAAUAAUGUAUUGUAAAUAUGCCUUUAGCUUUUGGAGGCUGAAAACAUGAAACAAUGCAUUUGUAUAUUGUAUAGGACAAAAACAAAAGCCAUUGAUAUUGUGAGUGUCAUUUUGUCAUGUGUUCCCUGUGUAGUGCUACACAAAAUGUAUGAAAUUACAAUUUUCUUUCAGUUCAUUCUUAAAUAUGUUUUUGUCCCCUCUGUAUCAGUUGUGCUCUGUGCUUCAUCUGUCUAAAACCUACUAUUAGGAGACUUACUUGGCCACAGUAUUUCACUUAAUUGUCUGUGUUAAAGUUUGAAAUUAACACACAACACUUUGUACAUUAGUGCUAGAUUUGAGAAAGCUCAGACAACUCAGUGAAAUGUUGUUGCCUUUGGCAAUCAUUUCUUUAAUGUCGGUCCUCUGAAAAUGGCCAUUUAUGAUCCCAGGGCUGCUCUUGCUCUUCUCUUUCUUUGCUGUUAUUUGUUGGUAUAAGUGCAACAUGCUGUAUUUGCUAUUGAAUGCUAAGCCGAAUGUGGAAACUGAACAGAAGGAAGAAAAAAAAAAUGUUUUCUUGCAGGCCAAAUGUUGCUCCAUAUAAUUUCAGUAAAUAAGCUUACAAUAAAAAAAUGAAGAAAUUA